AAUUUGCCUCUGGUCGCCUCCUGGACUUGUUCGAGAAUUCGCCACUGUCACCACUACGGCACUGGUAUCUCUGUGAAUGUAAUCCCUCCAUUCGUUGAUUACGUUGAUUAUUCGCAGCUGGUGAUAGAGCAGAAACUGGAGCUGGUACAGGAGCAGGUGCAGGUACAGGGAACUGUGCUCCCAGUGGAUUCCCGUCCAUCAUAGGUAGAAACGGGGGCAAUGGAGCCGUCAGCGAAUGUUGCAUCUGUUGAUGUAGAUGAUGCAUGUGAAGAUGAUAGUCGUACAUCAUCUUUUGUGGUGGUGGCAGAAAGGGCCCGUAGAAUGGCGUCGGUAUCGGGAACAGUGGCGGUUGGUUUACCAUAGCUCGACUCAAAUCGGAUGCUACCGAGCCAGCUGAUCCAUCGCCUCUCCGAUUCAACGACGAGCUCUGUUGUCGAUUGGCAGCACCAGGGGAUUCGGCUGAGGAGCCGUCUUGCUGCCUGUUCUCGCAUUCCUUGUUCAUUUUCGGCUGCUGCAGUGGUGGCGGUGGUGGUGGAGGAGGUGGAAAAAAUCCUGGGAAGUUAUGAAGAUUCCUAGGUGAUAGUUGGUCAGGUAGAUUUGUUCGCUGGUUCUCUCGUUCUCGCGUGAGAGCCUCCAUUUUUGUUGAUAAUUCGUCGACGAUUUGCCGUAGGGAAUCGCAUGAGGUUUUCAACGUAGUGCGUACAGCUUCGAUCUCAUUUGUAUGCUUCAAUGACGCCUGGCGUAAAGAACUGCACUGGUCGCCAACCCGAGACAGUUCAGCCUGUACGCUGAGUAGUGUGUUGUUUGACGCAUUCAACUUUUCGUCACAUUUCUUCGUGUAUUCAUUCAGGACAGCGGUCAUCUCGUCCUUGUCGGACCGCCCACGCAACUGCGCCUGUAUUCGAUUGACCGUUUCCAUUACUUGCUGGACGUCUCGUUGUUCACUUAUUAUUCGCUGUAGGCUACAAGCUAUUUUGAGCUUCUCCUGAUCUCCACACGACGAUAUCAGCGAGUUGAGCUCCUUGGUAA
Messenger RNA from Haemonchus placei, 1029 nucleotides. NCBI's taxonomy places the organism in Eukaryota, Metazoa, Nematoda, Chromadorea, Rhabditida, Trichostrongylidae. The record is from the annotation of a GenBank genome assembly.